CGAGUGUGCAAUGAAAGUGUCCCGACACCGCGCGCUCUCUCGCAGUUCUCGAGAAACGGACACGCGUUUACAUUCCUUCAUGUGAUCCGCAACUCUUUACAUCCUUCCUGUGUUUUCUUUCUUCUUCUUUUCUUUUUUUUUCAUUUAGUUACUUAUUUGUAUCACUCAUUAUGGCUUGGCCGUGCAUCAGCAGAGUCUGUUGCCUGGCCCGGUUCUGGAACCAGUUCGAUAAAUCGGAUUUGUCCGUUCCGCUUACGAUACAGAACUACUCGGACAUCGGGGAGCAGGAGGUUCGAUCCGUCGCCAAACUGGUUUCCACGGAACAGGCGCCGAGAGUCGAAUACUUAACGCCGGAUCAGCGCGAUGCCGCCGGACUCCGACGCCCGCACCGGGGACGGACGGAACCGAGUUACAAACCCCGGGAGGACUAUCAUCCCCCGGGCGUGCCUUUCCCGAGCGUGACCCAGUAUAAACAGGAUUACAAACACUGGCCCAUCCCGAAAAAGGAUAACUUUCCCUGGAUCAGUAACGGAGCCAAGAGUGGCAUAAAGACGGAUAGCCCGGUAAACGGGUUAUCUAACGGCACGACGCAGCGGAGCAGGCAGAGAGGCGGAGAUCAGAUCAGCUCAUACAGACAGGAGUACCAGCCUUGGUCUGGAACUCUGCCAUCAAAGCCUUCCCACAAACGGCCCACCGUCUUGGGUACAGGAGCUGACAAUGCCCCGCCGGCAACCAGCUACCAGGCUGCUUUCAGCAUGGACACACACAGACACACAGACGGUGUAUUGGAGUCAAGCAUACAACCACAGCAGAGCGGUCGGACGGAGGUCAGCAAUAAACCAGAGGAGCAGAUGUUGAAGACCAAGCUGUCACCCAACCCGUCAGCCGUCUUUCAAAGCAAAUCCAGGAUCUUCAACAUAUGAUCCAUCAAUGAAGAGCGACGCACACACAUUCACGAGACAAGAAACCCAUUUGAAGGAAUGUUUAGAGACAAAUGAAUGUUGGGAAAUGUCUACUUCGAGAUCUUUUAAUGAAACUUGAAUGGAUAAGCAAGAAAAAUAACUAUUGCAACAAAGCAAAAGAUUCUCUAAAUCGUUCCACAAAGGACAUAACAGAACUGGAGGAAAUUUGCUGGAAAUUUACACCACGUAAAAUCUAUGCAAGAGGAUGUAUGCUUAAAAUGUCAACCAUCUAUGAAAGCAUUUGUGUUUGGAAUACACAUCAGGGUUAAGACUUUUGAGAGAAAGAGUGUGUAAAGGAGGCCUUGAAACGUUUGUACCAAAAAAAACGAUUGUGUUGACCUUGCCCUCUGAAUUAAUAUUUGCAUGUUUCUAAUAAUUUUAUGAAUUGUUUAAAUAUGCAAAUAAAUGUUUAACAACACAUAGAAAAAAGGAACAAAAAUGUAAUACGGUUACUCAGUGUGGGUAUGUGUGUACAGUACAAUCCUAGUAGUAAUACGUGAUUUUGUGUAUAAUAAUGUCGGCCUGCUCUUAUUGAUCCGUUCAUGUCUGCCUGAGAACGCUGGAUGCUUCUAAUUGUUGUUUUUUCGCUCCGGCGCCUGCUGGCCAUUUAAAAAGACCUUACGUCUUCGUUAGCACUUUAACAUUUACUUUCACUGAAUUGGGAUGAUGCUGAGGGGUGGGGUCCAAGUUUUUGUAAAUUUGGUUUAGAAAGCGACAAAAUGAAGAAAACACUUUAAAUAAAAAUGAUCUUUAAAUGUG
This is a messenger RNA of Triplophysa dalaica, 1721 nucleotides long. RefSeq names its product MAP6 domain containing 1 (gene map6d1). The transcript has 3 exons. The record is from RefSeq and is a predicted model, not a curated record. Bases 171 to 923 code for a protein of 250 amino acids. Gene Ontology annotation, molecular function: microtubule binding; calmodulin binding. Gene Ontology annotation, biological process: microtubule cytoskeleton organization; cytoskeleton-dependent intracellular transport; regulation of microtubule cytoskeleton organization. Gene Ontology annotation, cellular component: Golgi-associated vesicle; microtubule; cis-Golgi network. Lineage: Eukaryota; Metazoa; Chordata; Actinopteri; Cypriniformes; Nemacheilidae.